AGUAACAAACUUUUUUUUCCUCAGUAACUUCAGUUGUGACUUGUUUUUUUUAUUUGCAGCAGUGGCGGUUGUGGGCCUCCGUAGUGUGGGACUGAAGUGGUCUGUGGAGGAUGUGACAGCUGUGUUUGGACCACACUUGUCCUCUGUAGACCAUCUGAAGAGUCCUUCAGUGUUGGAUCUCUGAUUCUUCAGGACCUGAUCCAACAGCUCGGACAAACACACUCCUUUAUGAAGACUCUACACUCUCAGGUGUGGUUACCACAGUAACACAGGUGAUAAGUGUUGCCAUAGUAACACGAUAAUUGAGGUCAUAGUGUUUGAUAAUGAAAGUCUGAGUAUAGAGGGUUUCUUUUAAACUGUCAGAUUAUCACAGAUUACAGUUAAAGGUCGAUAUACAGAAUAUUAUAUAAAGUAAUAAUAAUCUACUGUUAUAUAAAAGAAACAGGACUGUAUUAGUGAAUAUAUUAAUAACCUGAUUAACCUGUUUAAUGAUCUGAGCAGGUAACACAGAGAUGACACACACACACACACACACACACACACACACACACACACACACAUACUGACCACACACACACGUACACAAACACAGAUACACACACCUACACUGACACACAAUCACACACAAUCACUCUCUCUCUCACACACAGACACAAAAACACACACACUCUCACACACACAUACACACACACACAAAGCUAACGCUAGUCUAAACUAACCCGCUGUAAGCUAAGCUAACUGCUAGCCUCCCUGCUCGGUUCAUACUCAGACUCGUUUUUAAAUCACAAAGAAAAUAAUUUACUUUAAUCUAAACGGACCCUGUUGUCUCUAAUCUACACAGUGACAGGACAGACUAAGAACCAAAUGUUCAACAGAUGAGAAAACAGAAAUAAAAGCAGGUUUUCUUACCGAGAGCUGAAACUGACGGCUAACUCAGCCCCUUUAAAUCCAAAAUGGCUGCGGCGGCUCCGCCACAGUCUCCCACAAUCCCCCGCGGCUGAGGUCAUCCAAACUGACGUCAUGGUUUGUUUUGUUUGUUUUUCUUCUGAAAUAAGUUUUAAUUUUUAAGAAAACAAUAAAACGUUUUAACCACUUUUACCUUCUCUUACCUCUCUCUUACAUUCAUGAGUGAAAAUGUUUAAUUUCUUCUGUCUCAGUUAAAGACUUUAAAACGUAGAUUUCUCAUCUAUCACAAAGUUUUUACAAUUUUUAUUUGAUUAAAAGGUCCUUUAAAGACCUAAAAUAAACCAGUUUGGUAUCGUGAAGAAAAUCUUUAUAACUCUUAGACAGCAGCUUCACACACUGUAGAUAUGAGGAUAAUUAUACCUGACCUUACUGCUUAUGAAGGAGGUAUACAAAAUAUUUAAUUUUGUAAUUUUGGUUUAUUUAAUCCAGAGACAAACUCCUCAACGGGAGCUUUAAAUGAAUUUAGUUUGAAUCACUUAAAUCUUUAUUUAUGAGCUGAAGAGAAAACAUGAAACCUGUUAAUUAUGUUUGAUAAAACACUCAUUAUCUGUUAUUUUAGUGUGUUUGAUUCAACAGCAUAAGAUAAAUUCAAAACAAAGCAAUUUCAAUAAUUCCUGUUAGUUUCUAAAAUGAAGUCAUGAAAUAAAAACAGAAACCUGAGGGCUGUUAACAGAGACUGUCGUUUUCUUUCAGUUAUUGUUGUUUUACUUUUUUAUUUUAAAUAAAUUUGUAUUUUUACUUUCAAGAGUCUUUUUGAACUCUGCUGUUUAACACCAAAUUACCCUCUUACAAACACACACCCCUUCACAAUAAAAGCCCUUGAAUUCCACCACAGCAGGUAAAGGUCUAUAGUGACACCUGGUGGUUGGGUUCAGCACUGACAGGUGAGGCUGGAGUUUCAGUGACUUUUUUUCUGAAGGAUUUAAAGUCUCUGUCUCUCUUUUUAGGUUUUUGCUCAUCUUUGACCGGAGGUCUCCAGGACUCUUGUUCUGGAUCUUUCUUUAACAUUUCCUUUCUUUUCUUUUCGUUUCUUUUCUUUUUUUGUUAAGACUCAGCUGACUUUGGUUUUUCCACACGAAUUGACCUCAAUAACAUCAAACUGUUUCUUAUUUUCCACAAAGCCUCCAUGUUGCUCCUUAAAUGAAGAGUAUUGUACUCUUUAAGGCAGCGUUACACAGCUGUACAGUUUAUGGAGAAUCUCUGCACGACAGCUGUGUUUUGGAUUUUGAUUUUAAUAUUAACUUUGGUUCAAGCAAAAAAACAAAAUAAAAGAAAACAACAAAAAAUACUUUUAAACAGAUUUUUAAGUAACUGGAUAGAAGCCCGUCAUAAAAGUAAAGUUAUUCAGAUUAAUGAGAAAACAGUUAAAAAAUGUGUUUUAGCUGAAAAAUAAAAGAGCUUUAAAAACAAACCAUGAGGGAGUCCUCUGUUUUCUGUGCGGCGCCAUUUUUUAAGUAAUAAGGGUUAUAAAUUUAAAUAUAAUAAAUAUAAAUAUGAUAAAAUAUUUAUGUUUAUAAAUAUAAAUACAGGAUAUAAUGUCAUGUUUUUUAUGAUUGACACUUUAUACAGCCUAUGGGCGUACAAAGAUGGCGUUGGACUUUGCUUAUUUGUACUAUAAUCGUCCAUCACUGGUCUAUUUGUUUGUAAAACGUGACAAAGGAAAUUAAAUCAGUACAUUUAUAUUAAAAUAUAGAUAACAGAUAUUUGACUUGAUGCAGAAAAGAACAUUUUAGCUGUAAAAGACGAACAAAAACCCUGACAAAGGUAAAGCCUGACAUGUACAAAAUAAUCCAGUCCAACACAGACGUGAUGCAGAGAAAUAAAUCUCCAUCACACACAGAGUCUGAACUCUCAUGGGUUGUAAGUUAUUGAAUAAACAGACAGAGUAUGAAAAGUAAAGAGAGUCUGAAAUGUUCUGGUGUGAAUUUUUAAUGUCAUUUUCAUCAGUUCAUCCUGUGUGUCGGCAGAGAUCCAUUCAUGGCUCAGUCCAGGAUCACGUCAGCUCCCCUUCAGUAAUCCGACCCUGAGGUUUGUGGGCCUGAAACAUUGAUGAGCUGGAGUCCAGAAGCUCAGAACACACUGAGCUGCUGGAUCAGGUGUGAGCAGGACCAUGGGGACUGUGGAGGAAUCUCUGAAGUGUCCCGUCUGCCAGGACGUCUUCACAGAUCCUGUGACUCUGCCGUGUGGACAUGACUUUUGUCUCACCUGCAUCCAGACCGUGUGGGAGACAGAUGGACCUAAUGAGGGUCCUCUCUUCUGUCCCGAGUGUCAGAUCUUCCUCCCCCCUGACCUGGUCCUGCAGGAAAACUCCAGCCUUCAGACCAGAGUGAAGGACUUCACUGCAAAGACAUCAACUCAGAGCCAAGCUGCAGAGACCCCUCCCCCCAUCCUCUGUGAUCACUGCAUAGAGACGCCGUCUGUGGCCGUCCGGACCUGUCUCACCUGUGACGCCUCUCUCUGCCGGGCCCACGCCCUGCAGCACCAGCAGAGGUCGGCUCUGAGGGAGCACACGGUGGUGGAGGUGAUGGAGGAUCCUCUGUCUCUGAAGUGCAGGGAGCAUCGAGAUGAGCUCAAACUCUUCUGCACCGAGGACAGAGUCCCUGUCUGCUGUCUGUGUGUCCUGGUCGGCGUUCACAAGAACCACCGAGCGCUGCAGCUGCAUGAGGCCUGUGCAGACUUCAAGGUGGAUCACAGCAGUUUGGGAGCAUGCAUGUCUGAUUUUCUUUUUUAUUGAUUUCACGGAUCAAUAUUCCAUCAACAUUUUACUAUAAUCUAUAAUACACAACGUCUUUACUGCGCAAAGUCUGAGACAUAAAAUCAACCCAGUAUUUCCAGGAGUUUUUAAAAGUUUCUGUUUUAAGUCCAGAUGAGAAAGUCAGCUUCUCCUGAUUCUAUAUUUAUCGAUCAUUAUCUCUAAUCCUCCAUUUUUGGUUCAUCUGUUUUUAGACUGAUGGCCUUUUUAGUCCCACCAACACGAUCGUAAAUCUGUGUUUUUCUCCUGAUUCUCUUUUCCAAAAUAUAAAACUUCAUAAGUGGAAGUUUCAUUUCUAAAUGUUUUCCAUCUUCUUCUUUAUCUCCUGUCAGUCAGGUUUAAUACCAGAGCAUCCUCAAAAACAUGAAAAUGAUCAGCCUUAUUAUUCUCCCCACAUCAUCUCUGACAUGCUGUGUCUCCAGAUUCCUCCUGUUUUGGUGAAACAUCAUGUGUUGUUUUCUGUGUUUAGAGCGUGUUAGAGAGCAACAUGAACCAGCUGCUGGAGAGGAGAGGUGAAGCUGAACACGCCAUCAAAGACCUGGAGUCUCUCUACACAGAAACUGUGGUACUGACCUUCACCCUGAAACAUCUCACUGUUUCAGUCUUCACUGUCAUGAACCUUCAUUUGUUCUGAUGUCACAGAAGUAUGCUGCAGACUUCAGAGAGAGAGUCUCAGACAAAUACAGCAGGAUCCGUGUGGUUCUGGACGGAGACGAGCGUCUGAUGAUGCAGAUCAUAGACGCGGAGGAGACCUACAUGCUGGAGUGGUUGGAGGCCCAGAGAGGACAGAUGGAGGCUCAGAUUAAGGAGAUCGAUCAUCUCAGAGCCUCCAGCAAAUCACUCCUCCAGGAAACGAACCAUCUCAGAUUCCUGCAGGUUAAAACGAGUGUUUUUUCAUUUCCAUAUAAAUCAAUUUGAGUUAGUUUGAUUUGGUAUGAAACAAAAAUGACUUUACAACAUGGUUUGAUGGACGUGCAGCAGAGAGGAGGAGGAGGAGGAGGAGGAGGAGGAGGAGGGCUUCGGUGUUUCACUUCAGAGAAACUGUCUCCUUCUUCAAAUAUUCAUCACCUGUUUGUUUUCUUCUUACAGCAGAUCACGGCUCAGGACCUCUGGUGAGUAAACUCUCUACUCCGUGUUUUUAACUCGACUUUAAAACAACCACAGCUGAACAAAGUGCUGUAUAUAAAAAACAAUCAAAAAACAAGUAAAACAACAAAUAAAAUAAAAGCAGAAUUAAAAAGUAAAAUACAGUUUCAAUGUUUUUAAAAACUAAUUUAAAAACAGAAACUAAAAACUAAAAACAAACAUAAAACACUGAAACAGGAGCCGAGUCUCAUGAAUAAAAAUGGUUUUGAAGGUGAGGGUGUAGGGGUGGAGAAGCUCAGAAGAUGGAGUCAGACCGUUUAAAGAUUUAAAAACUAAAGAAUCUGAAAAUGAAGAAUCUUAAAAUGAACAGGUGACCGGUGGAGGGAGGCCAGGAUGGAGGAACGUGCUCCUCUGACGGAGUUCAGAGCCGGGCGGAGAGGGAGGACCGUCUGACUCCAGAGUAAAGUUACAGUAAUCCAGUAAACUGAGACGUGGAUUACUGUUUCAGAGAGAUUAUAAGGAAAGACUUUACCUCAGUCAGCUGACUAAUGUGAUAAAAACUGGAUUUAAAUACUGAGCUGAAUUUAAAAUCACUGUCCAUCUUCAAACCCAAAUCUGAGACGGUCGUCUUUAAAUAGUCUGUUAAAAUACCCGAGUCUACAGGAGGGGAUUCAGAGGGACCGCUGGGACCAAAGACCAUCACUUCAGUUUUUCUCUGAGGCUUUAAUGUCUUCAAGACAGGAAGUGGAGUGAGGGAGAAAGCAUUUUUCUGAUUUAGUGGCACAUAUAUCUGACUGUCGUCAGCGUAACAAUGAACAGAGCUGCUGUGAUUUCUUAGGAUGGAGCCCAGGAGGGGCAGCAAGUACAAAGAAAAGAGCAGGGGCCCUAAAACUGACCCCUGUGGAACCCCAUACAGCAGAGGAGCAGAGCUGGACUCUGAAUCUCCAAGACUCACACUCAUAAAGUUGUAGUUUUGAUCGCAGUGAUCCUCUGGAGUUAACGCCGAUCCAGGAAGUAGACCGAUCCCUGUGUGACCCUGAGAAGAUGAGAACCGUGGAGAAGCUGGUGGACGACCUCUCCGUGGCGCUGUCCCAACACUUUCCACGGACGUGGUCAUGUGAGUGAAGAGUCCGACAGUUCUCAUGUUCUCACCGACUCCUCAUGUCUUCACUGAUCAGGGCUGUGUGUGUGUGUGUGUGUGUGUGUGUGAUGGUUCUUCUCAGACCUCAGCUGCCCCUCUCUGGACUGCAGCACCGCUCAUCCCAGACUGGAGAUCUCCUCGGACAGGAAGCAGGUGUUCUGGAGGACGCAGCCUGGAGCUGAAGCUGGGAGCUCUGGGCCGUAUGACUCCCAGUACAGCGUGUUGGCUCAGGACAGCUUCAGCUCGGGUCAGCAUUACUGGGAGGUCAUCGUUCAGGAGAAACCCUAUUGGCUGAUCGGAGUGACCUCAGGACCAUCUCACCGUGAAGAAGACUCCGACCUGAGCUCGACCCGCCUGAAUCUGAACGACACGUCCUGGUGCAUCUACCACGGAGACGGACAGUACCUGGCGUGUCACGACACCCAGGAGGAGCAGCUGUCUGUGGGGAGGAGGGUCAGGAAGCUGGGUAUCUUCGCUGACCUCCAGAAGGGGGCGCUGCAGUUCUAUGAUGCUGAUCGUUUGAGUCUGCUCCACUCUUUCUGUGUGCGGAGUUCGGACCCGGUCUUCCCCAUGUUGAACCCGUGCAUCGAUGUGAAGGGACUCAACAGGCAGCCGCUCACCUUAUUCUGCAUCCAAGACCCUUAA
This is a messenger RNA of Xyrichtys novacula (pearly razorfish), 6590 nucleotides long. The record is from the annotation of a GenBank genome assembly. NCBI's taxonomy places the organism in Eukaryota, Metazoa, Chordata, Actinopteri, Labriformes, Labridae.